Messenger RNA from Puccinia graminis f. sp. tritici CRL 75-36-700-3, 1234 nucleotides. RefSeq lists its product as uncharacterized. Gene Ontology annotation, cellular component: extracellular region. Gene Ontology annotation, biological process: defense response. NCBI's taxonomy places the organism in Eukaryota, Fungi, Basidiomycota, Pucciniomycetes, Pucciniales, Pucciniaceae. The transcript is spliced from 9 exons. The coding region runs from base 104 to 865 and encodes 253 amino acids. The record is from RefSeq and is a predicted model, not a curated record.
ACCCAAUCUCCUCAUCCGGUAUCCUUAGUCAAAAAGAAUCCCCAUUCCCCUCGAUUUAAAUAUUCCGAAGUCGAUCCAAUAGUUCUUGUUAUACUUGCACAAGAUGAAACAAAUCAUUGUCGUGUCAAUUGCUCAGUUUUUAUUAGCUUCAAGCAUUUUAGCCAGAACUUUUACGAUCAGAAACAACUGCCCUUUCACUAUCUGGCCAGCGCAUUUUACGAACCCCGAUUCCCCUACCAAGCUCACCAGUCAAGUAGCCGGAUGGGAUGCACCGGCGCGAAGCCAAAAAAGCUUCCAGGUUCCUGAUCGUUGGGCGGGAAGAUUUUGGGGAAGAAGGAAUUGUGAUUUUUCCAAACAAGGCCCUAGCUCAUGCGCCACCGGCGGCUGUAAUGGGGGCUUGAUAUGUGAUGCCCGUACUGGAUCGGGAGUUCCACCGGCGACUCUUGCCGAAUUCAAGUUAAAUGGCGAUGGCGGAAAAGACUACUACGAUGUCUCGAAUGUGGACGGGAGUAACUUACCGGUGCUCAUCAGCAACAACAAGGGCUGCCCUUCUCCGUCCUGCAGAGUAGAUUUAAACCCGGGUUGUCCCGAGGACAGGAUGAAAGUCAAGGAUGGAAGGGGCACAACGAUCGGAUGUCUCUCGGCCUGUCAGGCUAACUUGGACGGCAACCACGGCAACUCAGCUAAUUGCUGCACCGGCAGUCACGGUAAACCAGAGACCUGCCCCAAGACGGGUGUAAAGUAUUAUGACUAUUUCAAAGGAAAAUGUCCUGAUGCUUAUGCGUAUGCUUAUGAUGAGAGCAGCCAAAGUGCGCUCUGGACUUGUAACAAGGGUGCAGACUACACUGUCACUUUCUGUCCCUGAAAGCCGAAGGAUUUAUGUGUUUAGUCCGACUUCCACUUGUCAAAAGAAUAAUGGGCAGAUUAGUAGUAGUGAACACACUCACAGGGCAGAAAAAGUGGGAGAAUUAUACAUCUGAAGUUUUUUAUAUCCUACUACUUUUCUACCAUCUCUCAAGACUCUAUCUAAGGAAUUAAAUCAAGAUGUGCUUGUGUUAUCUUAACUUGAAUGCCAAAGGAGGCAAGGUUUCUGGAUGUGUUAUCUUCAGAGAGCAUUUGAUUGAAUUUGGCACGCUAUAGUAUAAGAUGACAUUUAAGAAAAGAUUUAAGGUCAACCAAAAUUGCAAUAUAGUAUCCAAGAUGUCUUUUCUCAUCUGAUGGAUAAUCCAAAGAC